UUCACAAUAUCAUGGAACGCAGCACUGCGACCGCUCAUGAAUGUAGUUUCGGGGCUCAUGGCUAACUGUCCAUAUCCUCACAUACUUGUUUGUUAUCAGGCUAAUCAGAACUAGUUUAACUGCGUGAAGGAGAUGUUCGUCCCUCAAGUUGCCGAGCAAUUCCAGCUGCUCGGUGUAACCGCCCUUAUCUUCGACCCUCGGAGCACUGGGGCCAGUGAUGGCAUUCCUCGCAAUGAGAUCGACCCCAUGAAACAAGUCGAGGACUACUCGGACGCGCACAACUUCUUGAGCACGUUGACGAUUGUGGACUCAAAGGCCAUUGGCUUCUGGGGAAUGUCAUUUUCAGCAGCAGUCAGUCUCUGUGCCGCAGCCCUGGACAAGAGAGCCAAAUUCAUCAUUGCUGUUUGUCCACUCUUGUCUUUUGGUUAUAGCAAGGAAAGGUUGUUGAAAGUCCUUGCAAAAGCCAUGCAGGAUAGGGCGUCUCAGAAAAAAGGAAACAGCCCAUUCUACCUCCCAAUGUUGAACGAUAAGGGCGAGAAUCCUGCCGGAUUUGGGAUGGGAAUGGACGAAGAGGUCUUCGAUCACAUCACGAGCGCGAUGGAGUGGGUGCCAUCGUUCGAGAACCGCACUACUAUCCAAUCCUAUUUCAAGAUGGUGAUGUGGCAGCCUUCGGGGCUGAUGCAGUAUGUAUCACCGACUCCGGUGAUGUUUGUGGUACCGGAACUUGACAAGGUCUCGCCUCCCGAAGACCAACUCGCUCUCUUUGAGACUUUCUCGGAGCCCAAAAAGCUACACAUUGCGCAAGGAAAAGGCCAUUUGAACGUUCUUAGUGGGGAAGACUUCCCAUCUUUGAUGAAAAUGCAAGCAGAAUGGCUCGCAACCGUUCUGGAAAAAAGACCAUAGAAGGGACAUUGUCUUCAACAGCUCUGCUGGCUAUUGUGGCUUAGCAUAUCAAGUCGGCAAGUCUGUGUCUCGACCAAGGCUGCCUAUCCUAUGGUCUUGUUAGAAUGUUGCGGCGCUGAAGAAAUUGUGGCUGUUUAAGCAUUGGAUACCUUAUCUUUGAGUGAUCUCAUUGACUAUCUGAAAGCCAUGGCUUCAUUUAUUCUUACAAAUGGAGCCGUGCCGCUUGGUGAUUAC
Molecule: messenger RNA, 1137 nt
Organism: Mollisia scopiformis
Lineage: Eukaryota; Fungi; Ascomycota; Leotiomycetes; Helotiales; Mollisiaceae
Product: alpha/beta-hydrolase
Exons: 1
Coding region: 133-903 (256 amino acids)
Source: RefSeq, a predicted model, not a curated record